GUGUUGAUUGAGUGAGGUUCGGAAUUAAAAUUUUCAGCUUCUCAAUUUGAAAGGAAUUCAAGAUGAAAGUUAUUGUUGAUUGCGACACUGGAAAUGACGAUGCAUGGGCCAUAAUUUCACUACUUAGGUCGGAAAAAAUGCUGAGAAGCUACGAAGUUAUUGCAUUAACUUGCGUGCAUGGAAACACAAGUGUAGAGAACUCAGCGUUGAACAACUUGUUAGUUCUAGAAACACUUGAUCGUUUGGAUAUUCCUGUCUUCAAAGGUGCAGAGACCGGUUUCAUCAAAAAUAAAAUAUCAAUCGUUCCAUUUCACGGACUUGAUGGUUUUGGAAUGAUUUAUGAUAAGAAACCGAGCAAGGAAUUGAUUCAAAAGAAACAUGCAGUAUUAGCAAUUAAAGAUCUUAUUGAUGAGCACUCAGAUGACGUCACAAUCAUAACUUUGGGGCCACUUACAAACAUUGCGCUUCUCUUCAAAAUGUUUCCUGGAAUAUCAUCAAAAAUUAAAAGCUUCUACCUUAUGGGUGGAAAUCAUUUGGGAAUUGGAAAUAUUACAAAAUGUGCUGAAUUUAAUUUUUGGAACGAUCCCGAAGCUGCUCAAAUAUUUUUUGAAGAAGUGAAAUGUUCAGUUUAUAUUUUUCCACUUGAACCGUGUGUUACUGCUGGACUUUCAUUGCCGUUAAAUGAAUGGCGGUUUAAGGUAUUGUCGAGUAAUAAUAAUCCAUACACAAAUCUGCUUGAUCGAGUUGAAGCGAAAGCAUAUGGAAGUCGAAAUUGGGAUAUUUGGACACCUUGGGAUAAUUUCCUCGUUUCUUGUUUCAUCCUCCCACGCCUUAUGAAAAAAGUGACAAACAAAUUUGUAACUGUUGAAUUAUCCGGAAAUCACACUCGCGGACAAAUGAUCAUUGAUCACCAGAAAAAGGAGAAACCAAAUGCGUUUAUUAUUGAAGAAAUUGAUGUUGAAGAGUUUAAGAAAUUUAUGUUGUGGGUGUGUGAACACGAUGUUCCUGAUUUUAACAUUAAAAUAUUAAAAAUGAAGGUCAUUAUAGAUUGUGACAGUGGAAAUGACGAUGCUUGGGCAAUAAUUACAUUGCUGAGAGCUGAACAAAAGUUUAAUUUCAAAGUUCUUGCUUUAACUUGUGUUGAUGGAAAUACUACGAUCGAUCAUUCAGCUGUUAACAAUUUAUUGAUAUUAAAAACUCUUGAUCGUUUAGAUGUUCCUGUUUACAAAGGUGCAGACAGUUCGUUUAUUAAGAAACACACUCAACAUGAGUCAUUUCAUGGUCCUGAUGGUUUUGGAAUGAUUUAUAACAACAAACCUUCAGAUGAAUUAAUUCAAAAGAAACAUGCAGUUCUUGCGAUUAAAGAAUUCAUUGAUCAAAAUCCAAAUGAUUUGUCAAUAAUUGCAAUUGGUCCAUUGACAAACAUUGCCUUGUUGUUCAAACUUUAUCCAGAAACAGCUUCAAUGAUAAAAGGACUUCACAUAAUGGGAGGAAAUCACAAAGGAGUUGGAAAUAUAACUAAAUGUGCUGAGUUUAAUUUUUGGAGUGAUCCCGAAGCUGCUCAUAUUGUUCUAGCUGAAGCAAAUUGUCCAAUUUAUAUUUUUCCUUGGGACCCUUCUCGGCUAGCCAGUGAAUCGACACCAUUUGACGAAUGGCGGAUAAUGAAACUUUCAAAUAAUAAUAAUCCUUAUACGAAUCUUCUUGAUCCAAUCGAGAUUAAAGCUUAUCGAAAUAUUCUCGCUCAUUGGUGUCCGUGUGAUUGUUAUCUUGCGAGUUGUUUUAUCCUCCCACGCUUGAUUAAAAAAAUGAAUAACUGUCACGUUACUGUUGAGUUAUCUGGAUAUCAUACUCGCGGACAAAUGAUAAUUGAUCAUCAGAAGAAAGAGAAACCAAAUGCAUUUGUAAUUGAAGAAAUUGACGUUGAAGAGUUUAAAAAAUUUAUGCUGUGGGUUUGUGAACAUCCCGAUUCCGACUUUGAAUGA
Clunio marinus is the source of this 1982-nucleotide messenger RNA. The record is from the annotation of a GenBank genome assembly. NCBI's taxonomy places the organism in Eukaryota, Metazoa, Arthropoda, Insecta, Diptera, Chironomidae.